ACAGGAAGUGCAGCUAAAAAGGCACGUGGGUUGGUGGGUCUUCCUUUGCAAUCAUGGGUCGAAGCAAGCAUCAGGAAUCUGGGGAAGCGCCGGAGCCGGAGGCAGCCCCGGAACGGUCUUACCACGAGCUGGUGGAGAAUGUGAAUGCGAUUUCGCGGCCGCUGGCCUCUCGUAAACUCACGCGCAAGCUGUACAAAUGCGCCAAAAAAGCGGCGAAGCAUAAACAGAUCCGGCAAGGCGUGAAAGAGGUCCAGAGGUUUAUCAACAAAGGCGAGAAGGGUUUGCUUUCCUGUGGUUUCUCUUCUCAGGACUUGGGAUUAGCUGUAGGUACAAAACGCCCAACCUGUGUGAUCAUGAUCAAGCCACAUGAAGAAUACCAAGAAGCCUAUGACGAGUGCUUGGAAGAGGUGGAGGCUCUUCCUCUCCCCUUGUGAGGAACAUUGAAGGAAGAUGCUGUUAAGACUGACGUGACUUGUACCUUCUCUGCAAGAGAGACAGUAGCUGAACAUUGAUUUAAAACUAUGGGUACAGAAGCUGGCUUUGUCCUUUUGUUACCUUUGGAAGAAUACUGGAGUUGGUAAUACUAGUAAGCCUUAAAAGGCAGACUAAUCACUGGCUUUAAAAAAUCAGUUACAUGUCCUUUAGUAAGUACUGCAGAGUGGUGUGUGUUAGUGACUACAUUUUGUGGCAAAUCUAGCCUAAGGAGUUAACCAUCUCACUCUAAAAGCUAAUGUGCUCCUUUUGGGAGUCUUAAUACAAUUAAAAUAUUUGUACGAUUUCUAAAUGUUUUUCAGUGUCUAAUUUAACAGAUUAUGCCCCAUGCUAAUUGCCCACAUUAGGUGUGUCUUCAGUAACUGCUCACCCCACCCCCAGCAGAUGGUUUAAUAUGAACUGUUUGAAAAAAACAAAAAUGUCUA
This is a messenger RNA of Gekko japonicus, 917 nucleotides long. It is a transcript of the gene NHP2, whose product is annotated as NHP2 ribonucleoprotein. The record is from RefSeq and is a predicted model, not a curated record. The transcript is spliced from 3 exons. The coding region runs from base 54 to 434 and encodes 126 amino acids. Lineage: Eukaryota; Metazoa; Chordata; Lepidosauria; Squamata; Gekkonidae.